AUGCGUCUCAACAUUACGAUUCAUGAUGAGCGUCACGAGGAUGCCUGUACGUGUGUGGCUGUUUCUUUGAUGGGUGACAUCAUCAGCGCCGGCGACGAUUAUGUGCUUCGCCGCUGGAGCCCAUCUGGUGAGCCACUUGGCAAAGUGCAUCAGUUCGACAGCUGCAUCACGUACAUCACGUGGGUCCCUUUGCAAGGUGGUCGGAAAGGGAGGGGUUCUACGGCGGGAACAAUUGAGGGGAAAGACAAUUGUCUUGUAGCGUGCGCCGAUGGGACGUUUUGUUUUCUGAACGCGGCAUCCGGUCGUGUAGAGCGUACCGUUGAAGCGCAUAUUGGCACUAUAACUGGACUUGUGUACUCCGCAGACGCCUCUUCCAUUGUGUCCUCUGGGGAGGAUGGUUGUGUAAAGGUGUGGUCGCAGGCUGGUAUCCCGCGCACGACACUGGUUUCUGUCGGGAGGUGCAUCUACGCCCUUUGCUGGGGAUCGGAAACGACUGAACUUGGGGGCGACUGUGUGCUGUACUGUUUUGGCAGUGAUGUGAUCAUUAAACCACUUAACCCAACAGUGAAAAAGCAAUUAAAGUGGAAAGCUCACAACGGAGUUGUAUUGGCCGUGGAUUGGUCUCUGAUGACAGGAUUUAUCGUCACCGGUGGCGAGGAUGGGACGUAUAAAGUAUGGGAUUCUUGUGGUCGCAGUAUUUACGUUUCCGCAGCGGGUGGGCAUCCGUGUACGGCAGUUAAAUUUGCAGCCGACGGUGAGAUGUUUGCGGUAGGCUCCUUUAUGUGUCUGCGUGUGUGCGAUAAAACGGGAUGGAGUCAUACCUACGAACGACUCGCGGAGGGCAGUGCUCUUUCCCUUCAGUGGACGGCAGAUGGAACGCAGGUGGUAGCAGGGUGUGGUAGUGGGACGGUUUGCAUUGCACAGCUUGUGGACCGUAAAUUGUAUUGGGGGCAGUAUUGUGUGACCCUCGUAGAUGGUAACAAACUUUUGAUCCAGAAUGUUUUUACAGACACCGUGGAAGAGCUGGAGCAGCGUGACAAGGUCAUCAAGGUGGAACUGGGUCAUGGUUAUCUUGUGACAUGCACCACCACGCAAUGUGUAUGUUAUCCGAUUGAGAAACUCUCUGCACCUGUGCAGUUUGAUCUCCGCGAUGUUGUUAUUACGCUUAUUCUUGGGCCGAAACAGUUCCUUUUGGCGGACUGUAAUGCCGGGAUGCAGGUUUACUCCUACGAAGGACGACAGGUAUGCGUGUUGCGUCUUCAAGCAUCUCUUCGACCUGAAAUCAUGGCACUUGAUCUGGUCGCAUUGUCUCAAGAUACUGUGGCUAUUCGCAACCCUGCGGACCCCAAAAAGAUUAUCUUUUUUGAUGCCAAUAAUGGCAAACCAAUUGAAAACGCCACUAUUACACAUCAUCUUGAGGUGCUGUCGCUGGAGCUUUCGCAGCCUGGCUCCAUGAGCGACCGAAAGAUUGCCUUUGUAGAUCGUAAUCGUGACCUUUACUUUGGUUCAAUACAUCAGCGACUCGGGGUGCAAAAAAUUAGCACCAUGACCUCGAGUUUGGCGUGGCAUGAUCGGCACGAGAUUCUCACCGCCAUUGCGGAUGGCCACCUCACGACAUGGUACUACCCGACAAUUGUCUUUUCCGAUCGUGACUUGCUACCCAUUACAAAGACGGUGCGAGAUGACGGUGUGGAUGAAUUUUCCCGUAAUGACCGCAUUGUAUCCUUUGAUGGGACACGCGUGAGUGUGCGCCGGGGCGUUGAUGGUGCACUCUUGACGUUCAACACCUCUCCAUACCCCUCCAUGAUCUUUGAACACGUUACCCAACACGACUGGAAUGGUGCCAUUCGCCUGGCGCGCUUUUUAGAUGACAAACCAUUGUGGGGGAUUCUAACAGGUCUGGCGUUGCGGCAAGGCGAGCUAAACGUUGCAGAGGUGGGAUAUGGUGCGCUGUUUGAACUUGACAAGGUUCGCUACAUCCGUCAAUUGAAACGCAUUCCCACUCCUGAGGGACGACAGGCCGAGUUGGCGCUGUUUCAGCGGCGACAUGCGGAGGCGGAGCGUAUUCUUCUCCACGCCGGACUCAUCUACCGCUGUAUCGACAUGCACAUCCGUUUAUUUAACUGGGAGCGGGCAUUGGAGAUUGCAACGGAGCGAAAGACUCAUGUGAGUACGGUGCUGGCACGCCGCCAGAGGUAUUUGGAUGCUGUGGGCAAAGAGGAAACCAUUCCACUAUUCAAGGAGCUUGCGUCGUCGGUGAGUGUGGACUGGGACCUUGUGCUUGAGAAAGUGAAGCAGGAGGAGAUGAAGGAGUCACAGCAGCCGGGUGCCAGACCGUAUCAAUAG
Messenger RNA from Trypanosoma rangeli, 2346 nucleotides. RefSeq names its product intraflagellar transport protein 80. The record is from RefSeq and is a predicted model, not a curated record. The transcript has a single exon. The coding region runs from base 1 to 2346 and encodes 781 amino acids. Gene Ontology annotation, molecular function: protein binding. Gene Ontology annotation, biological process: cilium assembly. Gene Ontology annotation, cellular component: centrosome; intraciliary transport particle B; cilium. Lineage: Eukaryota; Euglenozoa; Kinetoplastea; Trypanosomatida; Trypanosomatidae.